Molecule: messenger RNA, 678 nt
Organism: Rhodamnia argentea
Lineage: Eukaryota; Viridiplantae; Streptophyta; Magnoliopsida; Myrtales; Myrtaceae
Product: dirigent protein 22-like
Exons: 1
Coding region: 27-611 (194 amino acids)
Source: RefSeq, a predicted model, not a curated record
CCCAACAAUUUCAGGUUGAAAGAGAGAUGGCAAAGCUAGGUUUAAUGGCAAUGGUGGCGGUGGCACUUGCGCUGGUGGCUACAGCCGCGAUACUCGCCCGUGCUAAGACAGAUGACCCUGAGAAGGUCGACGCUUGGUUCAGUAGGCUAAGCCACGCCAAGCGCAAGACCACACGCCUUCACUUCUACUUUCACGACACACCCUCGGGCAAGAGUCCCACGGCGGUGCGCGUUGCCAAGGCAGCGAUGACCAAGAAGUCCUCGACAACGUUCGGGGCGGUCACCAUCAUCGACGACCCAUUGACCGAGGGGCCCGAGCCGGAGUCCCCCCUCUUGGGCCGGGCUCAGGGGUUCUAUGGUAAUGUUGGGCUCGAGUCGAUGGCCCUGCUCAUGAGCAUGAACCUCGUAUUCACAAGUCCGAAGUUCAACGGCAGCACUCUGAGCAUAUUGGGCCGCAAUCCAAUACUCGAGACCUAUCGGGAGAUGCCCAUUGUAGGUGGGACAGGGGUUUUUCGGCUGGCGAGCGGAAUAGCGACGGCGAAGACGUACUUUUUCAACUCCACCACGGGGGAUGCGGUAGUUGAAUAUAAUCUGAUAUAUAUGCAUUACUAAACACUUUGGACAUGUAAUGGCGCAUGUUGUAGUCCGCUUCUUCUUUCAUUUUGACCUUUUGGUUCUA